Molecule: messenger RNA, 771 nt
Organism: Effrenium voratum
Lineage: Eukaryota; Dinophyceae; Suessiales; Symbiodiniaceae
Source: the annotation of a GenBank genome assembly
AUGCAACAGGUGUGCGGCCCGCGGACGCGCCCUGACGUGCGCGCCUGGAUCGAAAAGAUUUGGACCACCAGCCAGGCAGCCGCCGCCAAUGAGAAGAAGAGAAAGCGGAAGUUGAGAACAAGCAGCGCUCCAUCUGAGAGCGGUCUCUCUGGCAUGACGGGAUACACAGCCUACACUGGCCUGACUGGCACCACUGCCACAGCGAUUACGGCGCUGCACACGGUGGGAGGCAGCAUCGCGGGGCGCAGUCACAGACCGCGAUCAAUGCAAUCCGAUGAAAGUUUGGUGGUGCACCACAGCAAGGGCGAUGAGCCCUUGUCUGUCAAAGAAAGAGUGCAGGCCUUCCUCCAGAACCGCCUGCCCGAGCUCGCUGUCCACGUGGAUGCGCACGUGGCAAACCUCACCGAAGAGCUGCGGAAGGAGGUUGACGAGGAAGUGGCCGAGAACUUCCUCAGGACCGCAUCCAAUCACCGGGUCUUUGACGGACAAGCAAACUUCCUGCGGUGGAAGAAUGUGCGACACAAGGCGCUGCAAAAGCGCUUGGAUACCAACAUGCACAAGUGGAUUCUGGAGGGCAUUGAGGGUUGGGACCAGAAAGCAGCAGCCAAGCCGAAAGAGAAUCUUCUCGAAGCAGAUGUGAUAUUUGAGUACCUCACGAAGCGUGCGGUUCAUGAUAACGGCAAGCUGCCAACCCAGAUUCCUGUCAUUCGCAAGAUGCGGUAUUCUUACAGCUUGCCUCAAACGUGGAAAGAUAAGUUUAGUGCGCACUGA